AACAAAAUAUUUUAUACUAUAGGCCUACUAUACGGCUAUACGGCAUACGGAGUAGAUCUAGAGUUUUUUCAAAAGAUUUUAUUCAAAUCGUAUUUUGAUUUGAAAAUAUACCAUUAUACCAGCUGUAUAAUCUGUCAAUAAUCAAAAUGGAUGAAGAUGAUACAAUGGAUGAUAUUCGCAAAGAAAUGUCCAAUGUACCGCUUAAUGAACUGAAGGAAAUACAAGAAAAACUAGGACUCAAGGCGUUCAAUAAAAUCAAGCAUGGAAUGAUUACAAAAAGUGCUACAAAAUCUCAAAAAUUCAAAAGGGAAAAUAAGAACAGACCAACAGAACUGUCUGCAAGAAGACCUGUUCCAAAAACCAGUUUUGCUGGAAAAAAUAAGCUUGCAAGAGAUCCUCGUUUUGAUGAUUUGUCUGGUGAAUUCAAUGAAAAGAUUUUUAAACAAACAUAUGGUUUUCUAAAUGAUGUGAAAACUAAAGAAAAGUUGAAACUUAAAAAAAUGAUCACCAAAACUACAGAUAAAAAUAAAAAGUCUGAGUUGAAACAGCUAGUCAACAGAAUGGAGCAAAAAGAAUUAGCUGAAGCUAGGAAAUCUCAGCAAGAACUUUUGGAAAAAGAAUGGACAAAGAAAGAGAGAGAGAGAAUAAAGGAAGGAAAGAAACCUUUCUUCUUAAAGAAAUCUGCUAAGAAAGCUUUAUGGGAAGCUGAAUUUAAAAAGGAGUUGGAGGAAAAGGGAAAAAUGCAGAAGUACUUGACACGAAAGAGCAAGAAGUUAGUUUCAAAGGAACGUAAAACAAAUACCUGGACCACCAAAGAUGUUUAAAAAUAUGUUCAUUGUUAAUUUUUGUAAAUAUGAUCUUGUGUAAAAUAAAUUCACAAUUAUCUUAA
Molecule: messenger RNA, 889 nt
Organism: Physella acuta
Lineage: Eukaryota; Metazoa; Mollusca; Gastropoda; Physidae
Product: ribosomal RNA processing protein 36 homolog
Biological process (GO): maturation of SSU-rRNA from tricistronic rRNA transcript (SSU-rRNA, 5.8S rRNA, LSU-rRNA)
Cellular component (GO): nucleolus; 90S preribosome
Source: RefSeq, a predicted model, not a curated record